UAUACUAUUAUCUUGCGGCUCUUCCACGGACGCGCACCACCAUCGCCGGAACUAAACUCACCUUCCCUCGCUCCCAGCGGCAAAAACAGAGCGGCCGUUGCUAUUCCCGGGACUCGUUUAAUUCCUCCACACUCGCCUGUGGCUGAGAAAUGAGUCACGAAGCCUUUUUGCUGUGGAUUUUCCUCCAGUGUGCCGUCGCGCUCUCCUCGCCCGCUGCCGGGGAAAGCGCCGUUCUCAAAGGUGCUGACGGUGUAACGGAUGAACCGCCAACAGACGGCGUGGACCUGCAGGGCGGCGUCAAGUACAACAUGAGGACGAGUUUAGAUCCGGACCACGAGGGCUGCUACCUGCAGGCCGGCAAUAAGGAGUGUCUGGAGGAGUGUGGCUUCAACGCCACAGCCAAGACUAUCUUCGUUAUCCACGGCUGGACGAUGAGUGGGAUGUUCGAGAGCUGGAUGCACAAGCUGGUGUCUGCGUUGAUGCAGCGCGAGACCGAGGCCAACGUGGUGGUGGUCGACUGGAUAGUGUUGGCUCAGCAGCUGUACCCCGACGCCGUCAACCACACGCAAGCCGUCGGCCUCGACAUCGCCGGCAUGCUCAACUGGCUCCAGGACGAGCAGCAGGUGCCUCUGGAGAAGGUGCACCUGAUCGGCUACAGUUUAGGUGCCCACGUCGCGGGCUACGCUGGGACGUUCGUGCGCGGCACCAUCGGCAGAAUCACCGGCCUGGACCCAGCCGGACCGAUGUUUGAGGGUGUGGAGGAGCGGAAGCGCCUCUCCCCCGACGACGCCGACUUCGUGGACGUUCUGCACACGUACACUCGAGAGGCUCUGGGCGUGAGCAUCGGGAUCCAGCAGCCAAUCGGGGACAUUGACAUCUACCCCAAUGGCGGUGACGUGCAGCCCGGAUGUGCACUGGGAGAUGUGUUGGCAGUGGCUGGAAAUUUCAUGGCGGUGGUGAAGUGCGAGCACGAGCGUGCCGUGCACCUCUUCGUCGACUCCCUGAUGAGCAAGGACCACAUGAGCUUCGCCUACCAGUGCACGGGGCCCGACCGCUUCAAGAAGGGCAUCUGCCUCAGCUGCCGCAAGAACCGCUGCAAUAACAUCGGCUACAACACCCGGAAGAUGCGCAAGCGGCGCAACUCUAAGAUGUAUCUGAAGACGCGUGCCGUCACGCCCUUCGGAGGCUACCACUACCAGAUGAAGAUGCACGUGUUCAACAGGAAACAGGCAGACAACGCAGAUCCCACCUUCUACGUCAAGUUGUACGGAGCCCAUAACGAUACGGAAAACAUGUUUGUCGAUGUCCAUGACGAGACAGUCGGUCUGAACCUGACCAACACCUUCUUGGUCUUCACCGAGAAGGAAAUUGGUGACCUGCUGAAGAUCCGUCUGAGCUGGGAAGGAAACUCUGAAUCCUGGAACUCUGUGUGGAAGAGCAUCAAGAAGAAUUUCUGGACCUGGAAUGCAAAGCCUCCCAAACCCAUCCUGGCAGUCCGGCGGAUUCGUGUGAAAGCUGGAGAGACGCAGAAGAAGUUUACGUUCUGUGCUCAAGAUCCUGAAUCUAUUGAAAUUUCCCCCGGGGACUCCAUAACGUUCGUGAAAUGUCGUGAUGGCUGGGAGGUGAAGCCAAAAAAACGGCUGGCCAUGUAACAACUCGGCACUUCCAUCAACCGAUGCACCACCACCAUGGGGGACCCAACAUGGAUCAGAGAGAGGCUCCGCCUACUCUUUUAUAUGAGCACUUUUUGUUUUCUUAGGAGGAAGAUUGAGCAGCACACGGUAAAAGGGGCUCAACUGGACUCCUAAUAUGUACCUGGAAGGUUUUUUCCCCGAUGGUUUCUGGAGACGACGAGGACUCGUUCAGCCGGGCGGGGCCGGGGGGGAAAUUAAAUGACGUGCAGGCUGUAAGUGCGGGGGCUGUCGUGAAAUGUGUUAAGACGGCCCGAAGGAGUAGCAGAACGUUCCUUGUGUGGACUAGUGGCGUAGAAUAAAGAUUGGUGCCAGCAGUUUUAGUCGCUGUACUGUACAUUUUAAAAUAUGUUUUAUUUAUGAGAAAUGCAAGACCAACGUUAUUUAUCUGAGCACAUCCCAUUUGUUGAAUGCAUUUCUCCAAGAUGCAGUGUUUUUGCGUGUACUGUAUGGCGUGUUUGUCCGUGUGCCUUUCUGCUGAGAGAUUACUGAUGCGCUGCACAACUGACUGACACCGGAUCUCAUUGCACACGGCUACUCUGAGGUUUUGUGGAAAGUGUUACUGUUUUGAGGCUUAUUUCUAGGGUGUGUUUCUGUACAUAAUGUAAAUAACUUUUUUGGAAAAACAAUAAAUUCACCCGUUUGUAGAAAACUC
Messenger RNA from Pseudoliparis swirei, 2346 nucleotides. It is a transcript of the gene lipg, whose product is annotated as lipase, endothelial. Gene Ontology annotation, molecular function: protein binding; lipoprotein lipase activity. The transcript is spliced from 10 exons. The coding region runs from base 150 to 1652 and encodes 500 amino acids. Gene Ontology annotation, biological process: lipid metabolic process. The record is from RefSeq and is a predicted model, not a curated record. NCBI's taxonomy places the organism in Eukaryota, Metazoa, Chordata, Actinopteri, Perciformes, Liparidae.